Messenger RNA from Rotaria sp. Silwood1, 1734 nucleotides. The record is from the annotation of a GenBank genome assembly. Lineage: Eukaryota; Metazoa; Rotifera; Eurotatoria; Philodinida; Philodinidae.
AUGUCCUCUAAGGAUGAAAAAAUGACUAUUGGUAAUUAUUUGCUUCGACGUUUAAAAUCAUUGGAUGUUGACAUUAUAUUUGGAGUACCCGGUGAUUAUAAUUUGUCAUUCCUUGAUCAAAUUGAAGACUUUGAUGGUAUUCAGUGGGGUAAUAAUUGUAAUGAAUUGAAUGCAUCGUAUGCAGCUGAUGGUUACGCACGUAUUCGUGGCAUUGGAGUUCUUGUAACAACAUUUGGUGUUGGUGAGUUAUCAGCUAUCAAUGGUAUUGCUGGUUCAUUUGCUGAAAUGGUUCCGGUCGUUCAUAUUGUUGGAAUGCCACCAACAGUUUCUCAAUCAAAUGGUGCGAUUCUUCAUCAUACACUGGGUAAUGGAGAUUUUCGAGUUUUUGCAAAUAUGUUUAAAGAAGUAACUAUAGCUCAAACAAUCUUAACAAAAAAUAAUGCUAUCGAAGAAAUCGAUCGUGUUCUUACUCAAUGUUUGCUCAAAGGUCGACCAGUUUAUAUUGGAUUAGCAAUAGAUCUUAGUGAUUUUGAAGUUAACGUUGAGUCAUCAAAUCUAAAACCGCUUGAAUUAAAAAUUCCACAUAAUCCAAAAGAAACUCAUGCAGCAGCCAUUGAAGCUGUUAUCAAUGCUGCUAAAAGAGCUCAAAAUAUAGUCGUCAUUGUUGAUGCAUGUGCUAUUCGACAUGAUUUAAUGAAAACAGUUUUAAAGUUUAUUGAACAUACUCAAUUACCAAUAUAUGUCACACCUAUGGCUAAAGGUGGUAUUGAUGAAAAUCAUCCACAAUUUCGUGGUGUUUUUGCUGGAAAUUGUUCACUGGAACAAGUACAAAAAGAAGUUUAUGCUGCUAAUCUUGUUCUUUCAAUUGGAUCUAUGAAUAGUGAUUUUAAUACUGGUGGUUUUACUUAUCGUUUACUACCAAAGAAAACAAUUGAAUUUCAUACAUAUCAUACAAAAGUUUUCUAUGCAAUUUAUGACAAAGUUGAUAUGCAUCAACUUUUACCCGAUCUAACUGAAAUGUGGCCAGCUGAACUUAUUCGUCCAUAUAAUGGCAAACCAUUUGAAAUCCCACAACCAGUAUUAGAUGAUAAGAAUAAUGAAAUAAUACAUAAGUAUUUUUGGCAUAAAUUACCAGAUUUUAUUCCAGAAAAUUCAAUUGUUCUUGCAGAAACCGGUACAGCAGAAUUUGGUAUUUUUAAUAUGCGUGCACCACGAGGUGUUACAUUUUUAACUCAGAUAUUAUGGGGCACAAUUGGAUAUACUGUUGGUGCAGCUUUAGGAGCAUCUUUAGCUGGAAAAUCUGAUAAUCGUCGAGUUUUUCUUUUAGUUGGAGAUGGGUCUUUUCAACUUGUUUGUCAAGAAGUAUCAACUAUGUUACGUUUUCAAACAAAUAUAGUUCUUAUAUUAUUAAAUAAUGAUGGUUAUACUAUUGAAAAACUUAUUCACGGACCUCAACGUGCUUAUAAUAAUAUUCAAAUGUGGCGUUAUCAUAAGAUUUUUGAAUGUUUUGGUGAUGGAUUGAAACAAAAUCGUCCACAAUCGAUAACUGGUUUUGCUGGUCAAGUUAAAACUCGUGAGGAAUUCGAAAAAGCAAUGCAACAGGUUGUUAAUGAAACCAAUAAAAUUCAUUUUGUUGAAGUUGUUAUGCCAUCAAUGGAUGCACCAAAAAGUUUAAUUGUUACUAUUGAAGGUACACGUGAAUACAAACGACGAGAACGUGAAGGACAAGAAUAA